CAUCGCCGUCCGCACCCGCCACCACGAAACAGAAGCCGAGCACCUGCGCCUCACGACCCUGAAAGAGAAGCAAUUCUUGUUACUUCGUCGCCCCUGCUUUCAUCAUAACCAUAAUGGCCCACCGCAUAAUAACACAAGUCGUCUUUUCUGGCGCCCGGAUAAUAGGUCGAGCCGUGUCCGAGUCGUACCGUCAAGCGGCUGCCUCGCAGAAAUAUGCAGCAGCCAAUCAGGGUGGAAAAAGCGGAGGCGCCUUCUCAUCCUCAAACAUCACCAUGGACGAGGCCUGCCAGAUCCUGAACGUGGGGCCAGGAAAGAUGGGAAACAUUGAGCUGGAAGCAGUCACGGAGCGAUUCAAGCGACUGUUUGACCUGAAUGACCCAAAGAAGGGCGGCAGUUUCUAUCUGCAGAGCAAGAUCUUGAGAGCAAGAGAGAGGAUCGAGAGGGAGGUACAAGGCCACCAACGGGUAGCGGAAAGAGAAAAGGAACUAAGAGAGGGUUUCAAGCCAAAAUUCACAAAGGAAGACUAGGUCGGAUUCAACGCAGACGAAGUGGCGAACACUUUGGUCAUAGACGGCAGUGCAAACCACCCAAGUAGGGGAGGCAGGUUGUUGCAGAGAUCAGGGCGUCCAAGUGUUGUAGAUGGCGAUGAAGGGUUUCUUGUUGCAUUUGAGCGGCGUUUGGCAUAGCGUUUGGACCUUCUCUGGGCACAGUUCAGCGAAGGCGCAUUGUGGUUGAGGGUGCAGUUUGACUGGCACGGGUAUGCUUUUACGUCUCCCCACUCCUGCACGUACAUGUGCUAUUUAUUUUAAUGUUCGAAUACUGUACCAUUAUACGCUGUAACAAGGAAAUCGACAGCUGAGCCAUACUCAAUGCAUCCCAAGCCGAAGCUACCCAC
Molecule: messenger RNA, 895 nt
Organism: Bipolaris sorokiniana ND90Pr
Lineage: Eukaryota; Fungi; Ascomycota; Dothideomycetes; Pleosporales; Pleosporaceae
Exons: 2
Coding region: 114-527 (137 amino acids)
Biological process (GO): protein import into mitochondrial matrix
Cellular component (GO): TIM23 mitochondrial import inner membrane translocase complex
Source: RefSeq, a predicted model, not a curated record